AUGGGUGAUUUCAAACAAAUGCUAAAACGCGGUCUACGCAGGUGGGACAGUUCGGAUCCCGAGCGUGCGCCUCCGCCGCUACCAAUGAAUCCUCGUUCCAUGAGCCCAAUGAGCCCCGCGACGAGGUCCAAUGUUUCUCCCAAUAUUCAGGCAGUGGCUGCAAAAUUUACAGAGAGACCCAGCGAACAUGCACCGAGCUCUUACACAACAAAUCCCAUGCCACUCAAGUCUUCCUCUCCAGAGAGGUCGUUGGUCAAAGGCCAGCACCACAAGCGCAUGCAGUCACUACAGCCUGAAGAUACCCGACAAGAUGCGCGCAGCGACUUCAUGAAUUACCUUGAGAGCAGAUCCCCAGAGCGUCCUCUUCGUGCAACCAUUAUUGAGGCGGCCAAGCCGCGCGAUCCUACGAAGUCGAUCAGUUCGCCAGCGCUCCGUCAAGACGCGGAUCGGGAGAUGAAUUACUCCGUAUCGAGUCGUUACUUAUCCAAGCCAAUACUGGGAGAAAGUACUCCGCCGUCGGCUACAAUGUUAGCCCUGCAAAACAUGCAGCUACCUUUGGAGCCUGACCCUCCAUCACCUUCUAAACCGCCAAAAUUGAUCGCGGCGCCGUUUGAGCCGCAACCCCAUCACACGAAAAAUACAAGCAUGGAUUCGCUAUCAAAUCAAAUCCACAGCCUCACGGACAUUGCAAGCAGCUUGCAGCGUGAGAUGAUGAAUUUGAGCCGACGCAGCAAAGACAAUGCCACCGACCUGGUUAGCCUCAAGGCGGCAACCAACGCACGGGACGAAGACAUUCGCAAGAGUCUUAAGGAGCUGUCUUCUCAUCUUAAAACCAAAUACCUGGACGCUGAUGCUACAAGGUUUGAUUUCAGUAAUCUUUUCAAGGGUGGUGAUGGGCCUAACCCCAAGGAUCCGGAUAGUCCCGUUUCGAAGAGGAGCUACUCCGUGCCUCGCAUGCCCAGCCCCAAUCCAUUCGCGUUUGAUAGGGACUCUUGUGUCCCACCUGCCCCGAUUUCCGACGGCUCCGCAGCCCUCGCUUUGCUCGAAAAGGUAUUGCGCGAGAUGGCAACCAAGGAAGGUGAGGAAAAGCUCUUGGAGCUUGUUGAAGAAAUUAGAUCUCGACCCGCACCUACCGGUUCGGACAAAGAUGCAGAUAACAAAGUCACUGUCAUGCUCGAGGAGAUCCUCAACCUCGUCAAAGAGGACCCAUCGAGCAAAGCCCUCGUGCGGUCUUUCAGCAUGGCCGACAAUCUUGAUAAUAUGCAAUCUGGUGAUUCCUCUCCCGAGCGGACACGAUCUGGGUCAAUGAGAUCCGUGGAUCCUGAAACUGUACGUGCACUAGACCUUUCCAACUCUGACAAGGGAGAUGCCUCUUCACCCAAUGCAGAUGAAGUUUUGGAAAUUCUUAGGAGUGUCAAGAAUAGCGUCGUCGAGGGGGGUGGAAUGACCAACGGUGUGAAGUCCCUGGUACGCGAACUACGAGGUGAGGUCCUGGGCAUGGGUCGAGAACUCGGCCGGCGAUUAGACGAGAUCGAGAGUUCACGUGCCAACGACGAGCCUGAGGAGCAGCCCAGAGCUGCCGGCCCAGAAGAAAUAUCUGCCAUCGUCAACCGCAGCCUGGACGACCUCAAAGAGCAGCUGGCUGCUACUAUCAACGAGAGCCGGCAGCAAUCAUCGGACUUGUCCGAGUUUCGAUCAACCAUGAAUAGUGCCGCAAUAUACUCCGUUGUGAAAAAAGCCCUCGAUGAGCUUGAACUUCCCCAACCUCAACCCGAGUCGCGAGGUGCCGAAAUGGACAGAGAAGACAUUCUCGAGACUGUCCGUGAAGCUUGGGAGACCUACAAGCCUGAAAUCGAGUUCAACAACUUUGGCUUGGAGCGAGACGAAAUCCUCACAUGUCUUGAAGAAGGGCUCAAGUCUUACCAGCCCCAGCACGAACAGGCAGUCACGUACGACCAGGUUCUCGCAGCUGUCGAGGACGGUAUGCAGAAGUUUAUUCCUCCACAAAUCGAGCAACCGCCAAGCAUAUCUCGGGACGAGGUCAUCUUGACCAUCCGCGAAUGCUUGGAGAAGCAGCCCGAUCCUGUCUCCAGAUCCCUUGAUGAGGAACACGUCGGCCAUCUUCACUCAAUGCGUGAUGAGAUUCUCGAUGCAGUUUCAAAAGCUAUGACUAGUCAUAACGAAGGUUCAAGGUCUCUGGAUGAGGAAGACAUCAACCACCUCUAUUCAAUUCGCGAUGAAAUUCUCGAUGCGGUCACUGGGACGAUGGCAGCCAACAAUAUGCAGCCUAAGUCUUUGGACGAAGAUCACGUCAACCAUCUCUACUCUGUUCGUGAUGAGAUCAUUGACGCCGUCACUGGGGCAGUGACAAGCCAUGCCGCGGCUUCUAAAUCAGUGGACGAAGACCACGCCAGUCAUCUGACCUCCCUCCGCGACGAAAUCCUUCAAGCAGUUGCCGGAGCAAUGGAGAAGAACAGCACAGGAUCAAAGCAGUUGGACGAAGAUCAUGUCCAACAUAUGUACGCCAUUCGUGAUGAGAUUCUCGAAGCGAUUACUGGAACAAUCGCAAUCAGCAGCACAGAGCCUAAGUCUUUGGAUGAGGACCACCUCAAUCACCUCUAUUCUAUCCGGGAUGAGAUCAUUGAAGCUGUCAUCGGAGCAAUGGCAAACCACAGCACCUCCAGGUCUUUGGAUGAAGACAACGUCGGCCAACUCAAUUCUAUCCGGGACGAGAUCCUUGGCGCAUUGGCCGGCUCCAUGGCACAAAGCACACUGAGCAAGGAUUCAUACGACUCUGGCCUCGGUCGUGAUGAGAUUGUCAGUGCUGUCUCCGAUGGCCUCGAAGCCCAUUUCACUGCAGCCAAAGAGAUGGAUGAGCCACGAAUUUCCCGCCAUGAUGUUAUAAAUGCUGUCAAUGAAGCCUUCAAUGCUCAACAAUCAGCUCUUACUCUUGCCCACACGAACAUUUCUCGUGAUGAAAUUUUGAAUGCCAUUGCCGAGGGCAUUGAAAGUUCGAUGAAUGCGCAGCAAUCAGCCCUCAGUACCAACGUUCAGCAGACCGUCUCUCGUGAUGAAAUUUUCAGCGCCAUCGUGGACGCUAUCGAGCACUCGCGGUCUUCCCUCAGUAAUAACGAGCAACCUAGCGUUUCUCGAGACGAGAUCCUCGGUGCCAUUUUGGAGGGCAUGCAGGACUCAUCGAACCGCCAAGAACCUAAUAUCUCCAGAGACGAGAUCUUAAACGCCAUUGCUGACGGCAUUGAGAACUCAAAUAACUCCUCUUCGCGUGCUCUCACAUCGCUUGGGCAAGAGGGUCAGGAUCAGCAGUCGAGUCCCUCCCGCGAUGAAAUUUUCAAUGCAAUUGUCGAGGGCAUUGAGCACUCUCAUGCCUCGCUCGGCAUAAAUGGGCAGCCUAGUGCUUCCAGGGAGGAAAUCAUGAGUGCUAUCGCUGAGGGCAUUGAAGCCUCAACAAUCAGCCAACAGUCCGCACUAAGCACAAACGUCCAAGAGCCGUCCAUUUCACGUGAGGAGAUUUUGACUGCCAUUGCAGAAGGCAUCCAAAAUGGGAACUCGGUCACCCGGGAGAUUGAGCUGAAUCAGGACGACCUGAUGGAGGCAAUCACCUCCGGUCUCAACGAAGCCAUCACUACCGCUAAUACCAAUGUUGGUGGGGAGAUGACGGAACGCCUCCAGACUUUAUUCGAAGGGAUGAAAGAAGAAUUCAAGCAGUACUCGGCCGCCGGUGGAAGAGACACCGAGCAAGUCCUCGACGCGAUCAAGGAUGGCCUCGACAUCGUUCGCAAGGAGCUUGAAACCUACGUGGUUACCGCUGCUGAUCUUUCAGGCAAGGACGAGGUAAUUGACACGGUCAAAGAAGGUUUCCGACUUCUUCAAGCCGAUAUGGAGAAGACCAUUACGGAUACAUCUCUUUUGAAUGCACCGCGAGGUAUUCCCGAUACACCUGAGCUUCUCGAUGCCAUGGAAAAAGAAUUCGAACACCUACGGGGAACAAUCACCACUCUUCUUCUUCGCAAUAAUGCCACUGAAGACAAAGACGAGAUUCUGGAUGCUAUCCGAGAGGCUGCUGAUCGCCACAAUAAUGACGCCGGCGAUGAGGUUGUCAAUACGAUCAAGCAUGAAUUUGAGAGUCUUCGUGAGCGCAUGGAGAUGAGCGUGGUUCGUGCCGAGCCCGGUGCUGAGAAAGAUGAAAUCAUUUCGGCACUGCGCGAGCAUUUCGACAAAUUACGCGAAGAUGCAUCCCUCAAAGAUGGACAAGAAAACGAAGUGGCAAACACCAUUAAACAGGAAUUCGAGACUCUUCGUGAGCGUAUGGAGAUGAGCGUGGUUCGUGCCGAGCCCGGUGCUGAGAAAGACGAAAUCAUUUCGGCACUGCACGAGCAUUUCGACAAAUUACGCGAAGAAACGUCCCUCAAAGAUAGCCAAGAAAACGAAGUGGUAAACGCCAUUAAACAGGAGUUCGAGAGUCUUCGUGAGCGUAUGGAGAUGAGCGUGGUUCGUGCCGAGCCCGGUACUGAGAAAGACGAAAUCAUUUCGGCACUGCACGAGCAUUUCGACAAAUUACGCGAAGAAACGUCCCUCAAAGAUAGCCAAGAAAACGAAGUGGUAAACGCCAUUAAACAGGAGUUCGAGAGUCUUCGUGAGCGUAUGGAGAUGAGCGUGGUUCGUGCCGAGCCCGGUACUGAGAAAGACGAAAUCAUUUCGGCACUGCACGAGCAUUUCGACAAAUUACGCGAAGAUACAUCCUUCAAAGAUGGACAAGAAAACGAAGUGGUAAACACCAUUAAACAGGAGUUCGAGAGUCUUCGUGAGCGUAUGGAGAUGAGUGUGGUUCGUGCCGAGCCCGGUACUGAGAAAGACGAAAUCAUUUCGGCACUGCACGAGCAUUUUGACAUCCUGCGUGAAGAGACCUCGCGUCGAGACGGCAACGAAAGCACCUUAUCCGGGACAAGUGAGCUCCUCGAUGCAUUCACAGGUGGCAUUGAUUCGAUUCGCGACGACCUGAAGAAACUACUGGAGAAGCCAACUGAGUUCGACAGCUCCGAAAUUUUGGACACUAUCAGAGAUGGUCUUGCGGACCUGAAGCUUGAAAUGGAUUCUCUUCGUGUAUCUAACAAAGAACUGGAUGAUGCGAGUACCGCUCGCGGCGGUGAACUCAUCCUAGCAAACGAGCCCAGCAUCGGACCUGACAUUGAGGGUCUCAAAGUGCUCAUAACCCAGCUACAUGACAAGGUCGAGGCCAUUGAGAAUACCCCUCGUGCCGCAGAAGAUACCGAGGAUGCCCUCAAGCGCUCACACCUCGAUGAAGUUCUUCUUGCGCUUCACGAAAUUCAGCUCGCCAUGGGCGAGAUGAGUACUCAACAAAGUGCCGGAAAUGCUGACACCGCUCGGAAGCAAGACACUGAAAUUCUCGAGCAGUUACUCUUGAGUACUAAGACCCAGAUCGAUGAGCUUGUCUUCCCUUCCCCGGACCAGGUCGCCACUCCUGAGCAUAUUGCAGCUCUGGAGACCAUGAUCCGAGAGGCCAAGGACUCGAUUGCCGAGUUUUCUAGUCGUGUCGAAGCCGAGGCUCCCACAAAGUCUGAGAUCGGCACUUUGGAGGGUCUCAUCAAAGAUGUCUGGGUUAUCCUAGACGAGAUGAAGAGCAAAACCAACGAUGUCGAGGAAGAGGAAGAUCCAGAGAGAUUACUCAAAUCUGAUCUGCAAACGGUCGAAGCCAUGAUCUUCGAGGUCAAGACUCAAGUCGACGAACUUAAGCUUCCCGAUGUGGAUACCCUCCCCACCAAGACGGAUAUCCAGGAGCUAUCGACACUUGUCUGCGAUUUCCGAGAGCAGAUGGAGACCAAUAACGAAUUGACCGCCCAAGGUUUCGAUGCCCGGAAGGUUGAGCACGGCGGUCUCGCCGAGAAAAUUGACGAAGCCAAGUUUGUCGUCGGUGAACUUGGGGACGAACUCAAGAGCAAGCUUGACGGCAGCACCGAAGGUCUAACUGAGCUUAAGCAGCUCCUCGAAGCACUAGCAAUCACAGCAGAGAGCUUUACCACCGUCGAAAAUAUCAAGGAGCUGACCGACCUUAUCAACCGAGAGUUCGAACGUUCUCGGGGUGAGGAAGAUGCAGUCAAGGUCGAAAAAGAGGAGCGUGAUGCCGCUACAAUGGUCAAACACGAUGAGACGCGGGCCGCCAUCAUCCUUGAGCUUGGGACAAAGAUUGACGAAAAGAUUUCAGAAGUCUUAACCAAGUAUGAAGAUGCGCACACGUCCCUCCACUUGAAGUUCUCAGAAACUGAAGAGAGAGACCUGGCACACACUGAAUCUUUGACGAGUACGAGGAGUCUUGCUGAGGAUAUCAAGCUUGUCAUCGGUGCCAUGGGUGAUAGUGUUAAUGAGACCUGUGAGCGGUUAAGUGUGGACACGAAGGCUCUCAUGGAACAAGUCGAUCAGUCCCGUCAACAAAUGGAGAACAUUCACAAUGAUGUGAGAUCGCACCAGGAGCAAUCUCAAGCCGAGAACGAAAGGGCCGCGGCUGCCACUGAUCGAGUGGAGAGCAAACUUCUUGAAUUCCACCCUCGUAUUCUGGAAUCUGUGCAGGAGAUUUUGACAAUCGUCAGCCAGCACUACGAUCACUCACAGAAAUCAGCAGAGGACUUCAAGUCUGAACUGUCAGCAUUGCCCGCAAAUAUCCCAGCAAUGCUACCUGCGCCGCCUCCACCUGAACCAGUCCGUACACUCGCCAUAGAGGAUACCCCGCUACACAGCAAGAUCGACGAUCUUUUGGAACAUGCCAAGAACAACAAGGUCCACGAGGUUUUGAGCACUCUGCUUGAUCACUCAAAAAAUGACCAACUCCACGAGAAGCUUGAUCGUGCUCUAGAUCAAGGGUCAGGUUCGAAUGAUCAAAUAUACGAAAAGCUCAAUGAGCUUUUGGACCACGCCACUAACGGGAGUGGUCCUGUUCAUGAGAAACUGGACGCAUUGCUCAGCCGUCCUCUCAAUCCGCCGGAAUCCGAUCAUUCUCUUACCCAGAUGACAAAGCUGGAUGAGAUGCACAGGGAUAUCAUGGAAAACUCCCGCAGAAUGAAUGAGAUGUUCGCUGCCCAGUCAGUACUGGUCGCUGAAGACACGGAGCGAAAGCGACGCGAAGCCGAGGAGGCUGCGGUCGCCCUUGAACGAAGAGUCUCACAGCGUGAGCAAGUGGAAGGGGAGCUUAUUGGGUUGCAUGAAGAAAAGGAUUCCAUGCUGAACAUGAUUCAUCGCCUAAGAGCAGAGAAGGAAGACUUGAUCAAACAAAACAACAAGCUCAGCAAGGAUCUGUCCGGUCUUGAAACCGCCCUAGAGAUACGCCACGAAGAGAUGCGACAGAUGGAGGAUCGCGCGGAUGGCCUUGAGAAACGCAUUCUGGAGGGUGUGCUCGACCAUGCUCGUACCGUCCUCCUCGGGCGAUCCAAUAGCUCGCAUGCCAUGAACCUGAAGAGGAACCGCAGCACCCGGAGCACCCGUUCCUCGCGCACAGGCGCCCGCAGUCCUAGUGUGGCGAGCACUGCCAGCACUGCCAAAGAUCCCAAGGACAGUCGCAGUCUGCUUGGCAAUGGUGUCGGGAUGGCUUUGAAAAGAAUGCCGACCUCGCUUCAAGCUGGCACAGUCGCUGUGCAGCCCAACAUCGGAAAGGAACGUCGGAUUCUUAGCUUAAGUCACGUCACAGGCAACCGCGGUGUGGACCGACAGGUGAGCGCUAAAUCUGGCAUCACGAACUUGAAGCGCAGCCACUCUGUCAAAUCGAACACUCUUCGCAAGACUUCUUGGGCUGGUCCAACUUCUGUUGCCGACAAAGAGAACCAGCCCUUCCACGAAGAGGACGAGCUUGCCAGCGAGGCGGAAGAUGCUAGUCAACAGCGCAAGACCAGUUACGCGGCAAGUAACACACCUACCGACCGUAAGACGAGCUACGCAGAAUCCAACCUUGGAACCGAAACCGAACGCAGCUAUGCCCCAAGCAACGCUGGCACUGAUCGGCGAACAAACUACGCCGCAAGCAAUGCAGGCACGGAGCGCAAGACAAGCUACUCUGGCAGUAUCGUCGACAGUGCGGUUACAGAUGCCACUGAUCAGCGCCGUGUUAGUGGAGUGAGCUCCACAAAUUCAUACAGUGUGGCGGAGAGCUCAAUCACAGAGUGUGACCACGAGGACCACCAUGAUGAUAUUUCUAUCGACGGCUCCGAGUCAGAAGAUGACGCACAGACAGCACGUGAAGAUGGAGAGCAUUCUGGCGAUGAGCACCAGAAUGAGGAUCAUGAAAUGUCCCGCCAAAUCAGGGAGGCCAAUGAGGCCGCCGAAGCCGAAGUUCUCAAGCUCUUGGCUCCCUCUAACAACAGCGGACUUGGCGCUGAUGUUGCAGUUUGA
Penicillium expansum is the source of this 8412-nucleotide messenger RNA. RefSeq lists its product as uncharacterized. The record is from RefSeq and is a predicted model, not a curated record. Bases 1 to 8412 code for a protein of 2803 amino acids. Lineage: Eukaryota; Fungi; Ascomycota; Eurotiomycetes; Eurotiales; Aspergillaceae. The transcript has a single exon.